AACCACUACUAUAAAGCUUCUCUAGUAUCCACGCUUCUCCAUUACCAGAGGAAUCCACAGCAUUAACACACACAUACCAGGAUGAGUCGUCUCACAUGGCUAUUAUUGUUGACCCUAAAUCUGGUGGCAACUUCGGAGGCAAGGAAUAAUAUCCCUGCCGUUAUAGUGUUCGGAGACUCCUCUGUGGAUUCUGGGAACAACAACGUCAUAGCCACUGUUCUGAAGAGCAACUUCAAGCCUUAUGGACGAGACUUCGAAGGUGGUCGUCCCACGGGACGGUUCUGCAAUGGUCGUGUCCCACCAGACUUCAUUGCUGAGGCUUUAGGGAUUAAACGCACCAUUCCUGAUCGACGCGUUGUUGCUUGUUACAUCUUCCAGAAUGUGAUACCACUGUGGAAGGAGCUAGAGUUCUACAAGGAGUUUCAAGCCAAAUUGAGAGCACAUGUUGGUGUAGAAAAAGCCAACUAUAUCAUCGGAGAAGCGUUGUACUUGAUGAGCCUAGGAACCAACGAUUUCCUCGAAAACUAUUACGUGUUCCCAACCCGACGACUCCAUUAUACCGUGUCACAAUACGAGGAUUUUUUGUUGGAUAUUGCGGAUAAUUUCAUUCGGAAAUUGUACGCACUUGGGGUACGAAAAUUAGCCAUAACGGGUCUUGUUCCCGUAGGGUGUCUCCCCUUAGAGAGGGCCACGAACGUUUUAGGGCACCAUGGUUGCAACCAGGAAUACAACAACGUGGCUUUGAGCUUCAAUAAGAAGUUGGAUAAUGUGAUAUCCAAGCUUAAUAGGGGGCUCCCAGGGUUCAUGGCUAUGUCGGCAAAUGCCUAUUCCAUUGUCAAUGACAUCAUUACACGACCUUCCGCAUAUGGAUAUGAGGUUGUGGAGAAGGCAUGCUGUUCCACAGGAACAUUUGAGAUGAGCUAUUUGUGCAGUGAUAAGAAUCCACUUACAUGCACAGACGCCAACAAGUACGUGUUUUGGGAUGCCUUUCAUCCUACAGAGAAGACAAAUCGCAUUGUCUCAGACUAUUUGAUACCCAAGGUUCUAGCAACCUUUAGAUGAUAUCCAAAUUACUUUCCAUUUCAGAUAUAUCAUAUAGCUACUCUUCCCUAGGGCUACUUCGGAACAUACAUAUAGCGAUAUUUAAUAUCGGCUUAUCAAGUCUCAUGCUAGCUAAUAUGUAUACGUUUUCUGUGUUCAGUUGUUAUAUAUGACAUGAAUUAACAGCUGAAUAUCAUGUAGAUGUAGCCAUGUACACGGCAUUCGACCUACGCAUGUUAUACUGUGCUUCGGCUUUUGCUUCUUGUAUCAGUUGUAUUGUAUGGCUCUUGGCUUUGGUUCCUUUACGUGAUUCUAAGUGCCAACUUUUGCUUCCAA
Messenger RNA from Cajanus cajan (pigeon pea), 1377 nucleotides. The record is from RefSeq and is a predicted model, not a curated record. NCBI's taxonomy places the organism in Eukaryota, Viridiplantae, Streptophyta, Magnoliopsida, Fabales, Fabaceae.